Schistosoma turkestanicum is the source of this 2040-nucleotide messenger RNA. The record is from the annotation of a GenBank genome assembly. NCBI's taxonomy places the organism in Eukaryota, Metazoa, Platyhelminthes, Trematoda, Strigeidida, Schistosomatidae.
UGCACACCAGUUCGAACAAUAUAGUGGACGCAGUCAAGGCUAAUGCAACUCUUCACUUAACGUGAAGACAAAUGUAUACUAUCAUCCCGAAUUCAUUCUUAACGUUGUUUAAGACAUGAGCGCGCCCACUCCUUGAGGUUCACAAGGUCGUUGCACCUCUCCUCCUAACAAGAGACGUUGUAGCAACUCACCAUUCAUUCAUUGUACUUCAUUGAUCAGUUGUUUAAAUUAUUCGAUAAUAGUAUCGACCAUAUUUUUGUAUUUGUAAUAAUUCCAUAACAGUAUCGAUUAUCGAAGGUUUGCUUGAAUGUGUGUAUGCUUACUCUCUUAAGACAUGUCUAGCCUAUGAAUGUGUGCCUGCUUACUCGCUUAAGACAUGUCUAGCCUAUUUAUUAUUGCUUGCGUAUAAAUACUUAAUCAUUAUUCAGCAAACUGAGAUUUGGCUUACUUGCCUUCUCCAAAUCGCUUCUCAAAAUGAACUAAUCCGCAAAAUCGUGUUUGUCUUUUUACUACUGCCGUCGCACAAACGGGCUUUGUCUAAGUGUGAUAAACGGAAAUGCACAGGAAGAUUUAUUUCAUUGAACGUUCGAUCAUUCGUAAACAUUGGAGUCCAGUUGUGAGCCGCUAAAACAUAAAUCUCUUGGAUUGAAUGCAAAGACGAGCAACAUAAUGGUAAAUAAGAUUGAAAGAUAAUACGUAAGAAUAUAGACUACAGCACUUGUGGGUAUUCUCCUUGAGUUACAGGAGAAUCAGAAGUCACCUGAUUUUGGUAAACAACGUAUUAGUCACAUCAAUACAUCCGAUGGUAAGCAUCUUACCGAGGCAUCAACAUCACAUCCUUCAUGGUUAUUUUCAUGAAAUUGCACAUAGAAGAGCGAACGGUCAGCUUCGUGCACUUUUUCUUAUUGAGAGUUUUCGCAACUUGGAAUGCUCUCCCAUCGGAGGUGACCACAUCCACUUCAGUGAACAGCCUUAAGAAGGACUUGUAAACACGUACUGGCUGUCGAGUGUUUAGACAACCAUCCAUUGAACAUCACCAAACACCUGUACACUCCCGAAAGAACGAAAAUCGAGCGCAAAGGAACAGGUUGGUUUAUAACUGCUCGUGAAAAAAUUUCGAAUAUUGGAUAUUGGAUAUAUGACUUGACCUUACUGUCAUAACGACUGGGAACGAAAUUUUGAAAUAUUUAUUUGUAGCGCAUUCUAAAUCUUGCUCUAUCAGAUCCUUUUUAAGAUCGUCAUAUUAUCUUCACUACAGUAUACAUUUGUAAAAUGUGAGUUCACACUAUGAGGCUGUUGAUUCGCCUAGUUAUUUAUAUUUUGUGCAUUCUGAAAACAGGUUUCUCGCACUGCAUGCUUCACAGUAUUGUCGUGGAACACUUCUACACUAGUAAGUGAUUCCACAUCAAACGUGACUUGACCGAAAGCCGAAUUUCAUGGCAUCAAUUAUUUCAUUUCAGCUCCGAUGGCGUCUCGUUCGGCUGCACAAUGCCAAUUCCAUUUGGUUAUCGGUCAAUCAUAUCAGCAAACGCUUUCUUUCCCACUGAGUCCUAUCACAACCAGACUCGAGUGUUGAAGAGCAGUCAGCAGGUUCUGAAUCAAAACUUGAAUUUUACCUGAUUUUCAUAAGCUGUUACGUGAACCUCUCAACUACAGCUUCUGGCAAUACCGAGAUGGUAGAAAUUAGUGAAAGAAUAGUUGAAGAAUACAAAUAUGAGUCACCACCGAAUCACAUUUUGAACACAGAAAUUUUCUGGAAGAUAGGAUCCAAUAAAUUGAUCGCUGUUGAACCUGCUGAAAUACAUUUUGAUAACAGUGGAUUUUGUCCGCGAGAAGCUGUUAUGACGAAACGAUUCGAAUUAAAAAAUAUAUCUGGUCGCGUAACAUGUUUGCAUAUAUUGCCUCCAGAUACCAAGUACUUUCGGUUGUCGUAUAAAAAGCCGAGAUGUUUGGUACCUGGUUGCAGUAUUGUAUGCCGUCUGAUGUUUUUCCCUGAAGAACCGGGUUAUUAUGAAGAUUGUAUUCGUGUUCAUACCGAAG